This is a messenger RNA of Dentiscutata erythropus, 361 nucleotides long. The record is from the annotation of a GenBank genome assembly. NCBI's taxonomy places the organism in Eukaryota, Fungi, Glomeromycota, Glomeromycetes, Diversisporales, Gigasporaceae.
CAAAUUGAAAGCAAAAAAACCAGAAAAAACAAUUCCAUUCGAUCUUGUCAAAGAAGCCAAUGACCAUAAAAAUGCGGAGCUCCACAGUUUUCCGCUCACAAAUAGAUUCAUACCUAAAAAACUCAAUAAUGCAAACGGGCUUUCUGUAUACAUUGCAGACAUAAACAUGCAUGAUGGGGUGAAAGCAUUAGCGACUAAUACGCCAGAUAAAAGCAAUACUUGUUCAUACGUUAAGAAGAAACUCAAAGAAAUGGGAACAGCGGAAAGAACGCAUGUUCUUGUUCGUAAACGUAACCCUCUUCAGCCAAAUGUAAGAAAUAGAAGGCAUCCCAACGUAGAAACACAUGAAAAGAUAAAUUGA